UGUUUUCAUAUUUUCGGAGACCAACAAUUCUUUGUGUUGAGGAUUUUAUUUUUAUUUUCGAGUUAAGAUGUCUUACUUUUACGGCGGUGGCGGUGGCGGAGGACAAAGACAACCGAGACUGAAUUAUCAACCUAAUCUAGAUUUUAACUUACUGGCCACGGUACGCGAUGAAAUGCUUCGCAAGGAGGAGGAAUACAGAAAGGAACAACAGAGAAUCGAAGCUGAAAAGAAAAAGUUAACCAGCUAUCUGACGCAGUUACAAGCCAUGGUUCGGGAUCUACCUGGGUGAGAACUUUUCUCAUAUGCAUUUAAGAAACCUGUUAGGCCUGGUUAUUAACACUAUUUUAGGGAACGCUGAAAUUAAUAAACAUUUAUAGUAAAAACAUAAACAGCCAUGACGUGUUACAAAUUUACAAUUGUGGGUAAAGAUAGUUGAAUUGCAUGGCAAUAUAUUUCAGCCUAGUAAAACUGGAGAAAGCAUGAUAAUUUAUCAACACACUGGUUUAAACAAUAGUGGAAACCAUAUAUAAACUUUAUGCAUAUAUUUUGAAUUGAGGUUACAGUGCGACUACUACAUAACCAGGGCCACAGACAAAGUUGACCAUUCAGAUUGCAGAAAAGUAACAAUUCAUGUCUGAGAAAGUUUGUUGUCACUCAUAAUCGAAAAAAUAAAAAAACAUGGAUCAAAAGCAACCAAUAUUACAACCUACAGACAUGAUCUUUUGAACCACUGAAGAAAGCCGGUUUUGUGAGAGGGCUGUGAGAGUCAAUGACGGAGGCAAAAAAACAUAAACAUUAGUUACAUUUUUGACUUGCAACACAAUAACAUUUCAAAAAUAAUUCUGCUUUUCAUGAUUUUCAGAGUUUCACCGUAAAUCUUUGUACUAUUGAUAUUUGCACUUUCAGCAGUUUAAAAUUUAUAGUCAUUUAGCAAACUAAAUAAUUUCUUUGUAUUAUAUAUGACUGCUCAUUCUUUACUAACAGAACAUAUAAAAAGAAAUUUACUUAUGAUGUGCUCUCUGGAAUUGCCACCUGUCUGCUUGAUGGUACAGUCUUUGAGAUUGUGAAGGGACUUGAAGACAUACAACAACUGUCUGAGAGAAAUUUGCUCAACAAAAGAAUGAAAUUAGUUAACUCCCAAAAAGGUACUACUUCUAUGAAUUAAUAUAUUUUAUUCAUAAGAAUUAAAAGUUUCGUUUCUUUUGCAUCCAGAUAAAAACUAGUAUAAAUGCUUGAAGUAACAUCCUGCUUCAACCUCAAGUUUAAAAUAACAGAAAUUAUGGUCACUGCUCGAAAUAACGACAAGUUCACAUAAUUUAUUGAGGACAGAAUUGGAAGAACAAACUAAGGUUCCCUGAGCACUAAUUUGAGUAUUUGUCCAUGACUGUUCAUUCCUUGUAUAUGUUAUGGGUUAAAAUUGAAUUCAGGUUAUAUUGGAAGAACAAACUAAGGUUCCCUGAGCACUAAUUUGAGUAUUUGUCCAUGACUGUUCAUUCCUUGUAUAUGUUAUGGGUUAAAAUUGAAUUCAGGUUAAAAUUUAUAAACCAUUCUUAAUUUUCUUGUCUCAUAACCCUAUUAUUAUUCAUGAAUUAGGGCUUGGGCGACAAAGGGAAUUGUUGGGAUUUAGUCUAGAUAAUAAAAAAAUUUAACCUGAAUUUAAUUUUGAGCUAUAACAUAUAUACUUUCAGGUUUCUAUGUUAUAGCCAUUGCCUUGUUAGUCUUCUCUGUUAUGACAUUCACUAACUGCAUGAAAUGGACCAAUUUCGAUAUAUUAAAAUUCAUACUUUGCUCUAAGGCGUAAGGGAAUGAAACAAAGGAAUCAAUCUUGAGGUUCAGCCAUGAACAAUUUUUUAAUCCCAGUUUUGUUCCCCUAAGCAUCGUAGCGAGGGAUGAAUAUAAAUAUAUCAAAAUUGGUCUUUUGUCCUAUUAUUUUCAGCUCAGCGAAUGGAAUUAUCCAAGAAACAAAGGGAUGCCAUUCAAAGCUGUGAACAACGGCCUCAUAACCUUCCCCUUGUUGAGGCUUCCAAUGCUCAGGAAAAGAAGGUAUUGGAGCUGGCCCCUUGCAUGUAAUAAACAAUUUUUUACUUAUAAAAGAACUUAUAAAUAAGUAAAAUGUCAGGUAACAGUAAAUGUAAUAUUUUCUAGCAUAAAUUUCAACCUUGAGGGUGGGGUGUACCUGUGAAGUGCUCAUUGUUUUGCUACAGUUGAUUCUGAAGUAAUGCGUGCUAUAUGAUAAUUGUUUUUUUUGUUUGUAUGUUGUGUCAGUCUGACAGUAUUAAAAAAACUGAUGGUUGAUCCUACAAUGUGUUAUGACAAACAAAAAAUACAAUAAGGCCGAUUUUCUUUUCUUAAUAACUUGCUCUUUACUGGAUUUGUUAAAUUUCUCACAUCAAUUGCCUCUGAUUACUGUCAGUAAGGUACUGCCUGGUCCCAAGUCACUCGCAAUCACUUUUUUGGGAUAUUUGAGUUAAUUAUUAAGGAAAGCCUGGAGUGAUUUUGUGUCAAUUAGUUAUGGUGAGUCCUGGGACUCAUCUUUCAAAAAAUCAUGAGUCCCUGUCCAUAACCAAUGAGUCCCAGUAAACUGUUAAAAAAAACAAGGAGUCCCAAAUUGAAAAUGCUUGGACCUUUAUGUAACCAGACAGUUAAUCUGAAGACAGACAACAAAACUCUUUAUUACAAAUGAAUGUUUAACAGAAAAACCGUCAGGGAUGUGUGACACUUGUACUUCAAUAGCUGAUAAGGUGAUAUUCGGCAAAGAAAUAUCAAAAAGGAUGUAUAUACGUCCCAAUUCAAAUGAAACUGAAAUUGAUAUUCAGUCCUUUCGGCUGAACAGUGCCUAGUUGAAAAAUCAACCGCAUCUCACAUUACUUUCAUUGAAUGUUAAGUUAGUACCACUGCAUAAUGCCACACCACGCACCUGGACAUACGUGUACUGUGGCCAGUGAGUGUGAAUAACAAUUUCAGUUUCAUUUGAAUUGGGACGUUAUAUACAUCCUGUGCAUGCUAUUACGCGUGUGCAUGCCUUUAUCAUUUUUAUGAUGUCUAUGAUAUUGUGUAGUACUGUACAAUGGUUUUUUCUUGGGCUGAAGAACUGAUACCAUCGUAUUUUCUAAAUUAAUAAGCCCUUCAUCAAAUGUGUUUGAAAGAAAUAAGCCCGCCGAGGGGUUUAAAAAAGGAUUUACUGUAUGUAACCUUCAGGUAAAGUUUAAAGACAUAUACAAUGCACUGAGGCCAACAACACUGGAUAGGAUGCUAGUCCACCAUAAUACCAGAUCUGAGUGGCAAGAGACAAUGUGGAGCAAAGUUUCUUGUCUAAGAACAGAAUAGCGAGGCUUGAGCCGCGACCUUACACAGAUUAAGGCAUUAGCCCCUUUACCACCAUGCCUCUAUUUUGUCAGUAAUUAGAUGGAAUUUACUAAACAUCCCUUUACAAAUCUCUAAAAACAAUUUGUAUUUCCCAAGGAUUUGGAAGAGAAGUUAGAAAAAGAAAUUUCUCAUGUGGAUCAGAAAUUGGUUUUGGAACUGGACCAGUUAGUUAGUGAUCAACAGGCAACGCUCCAAGUAAGUCUCAUUUUGUAUACUACUUUUGUGUCAUGCAAAUAAAAUAAAAUAGACCUUCUUUUGUGUAAAUAUAACCUUAGAUCUUCAGGUAGUAUUUUUACUUUCUAUGCCAGCUGCUCGAUCGAAGACGUUAGGUGAUAGAGCCUUUAUGGUAAGAGCGCCAACGCUCUGCAACUCUCUUCCAAAAGAACUUUGUGCGAUUACUAAUGUGAACAGUUUUAAGGCGCAUAUAUAAGACUUAUCUUUUUAGAACUUUAUAUUGGUGAGCAAUUUUAUAUUCAGUUCUUAAUUGCAUGCAUAUAUAUUCUUUUAUUGUUAUUUAUUUAUUUUUAAUGCAUCAUCUGUUAUUUGUUUCUUGUAAAGUAAUGUAGUUGUAAUGCACCGCUGAUCAUUCUCAUUUUAAGCUGCACACAAUAAGUUCAUAAAUUAUUAUUAUUAUUAUCAUUAUUAUUAAAUGAAAAUGCAGAAAUCCUCUCUGUCAUGGUGAUGGCCCACUAUGUUUCUUGCUCCAUAGUGUAAGUUUAUUUUUUUUACCUGAAAGAGAUCCAUUACAUAACCUUUCUUUUUAAGAGAGAAUUUUGAGUGUUUGUAAUUACAUAAAAAUUACCUGGGAUUAACUGGUGGACAUACCAGUAAUAGAAAAAUGUUAUGCUAAGACACUAUUGAUUAUCCUUUUACAGAGAGCUGGUGUGCCAUUGUUUUCAAUUACAAAUAAUCCAGAUGAUAUCCGACUUCAAAUGUACAUUCUGGAUUUCAUACAGCGACUGGACCAUUCACCCAGUUAAAAAUAAAUGAUGUGAGGAGAGUAGGGACAUAAUGAAUAGAGGUUUCAUAGUCACUCAAAAA
This is a messenger RNA of Porites evermanni, 4407 nucleotides long. The record is from the annotation of a GenBank genome assembly. NCBI's taxonomy places the organism in Eukaryota, Metazoa, Cnidaria, Anthozoa, Scleractinia, Poritidae.